Messenger RNA from Pyricularia grisea, 2912 nucleotides. RefSeq lists its product as uncharacterized. Bases 1 to 2763 code for a protein of 920 amino acids. Gene Ontology annotation, molecular function: DNA-binding transcription factor activity, RNA polymerase II-specific; zinc ion binding. The record is from RefSeq and is a predicted model, not a curated record. Gene Ontology annotation, biological process: regulation of DNA-templated transcription. Lineage: Eukaryota; Fungi; Ascomycota; Sordariomycetes; Magnaporthales; Pyriculariaceae. The transcript has 3 exons.
AUGAACCAAGCCCCUGAUGGAAGAUGGAUAAGGGUGCCCUCGGCCCCGACAUCAUCGGCGCAAACAUCGCAUAGGAAUGCAAUCAGAUGGCCUGAACAACUUCAGACGGCCCAUCACUUGGACGCAAGUCAUCAACUACCCGGAGCGCACUAUCAACAACAACCACAACCACAGCGGCCUGCAAUACCUCAUGAUCAUCCUCCCUAUCCGCCCAGACCGCCACUCCAACAACAACAACAACCUGAUCAGAACAAUCUCGGCUUCGAGAGAACCUACGAGGUCUCUUCCGAGUACACCGUCAGUCCCAGCCCUCCGAGCUCUGCACACCGUUUUCAACAGCACACCGCUGCUCCCUUACCGCCUCGCUCCCCUCAGCCGCAGCCGCAGCAACGCGAUGACGCUCGAAAGAUGAGCUUCGACUCUGUGCUUCAGCUCCCGCCAAGACGGACUAAUGCAAGAGCGUCCCAAGCUUGCAACACGUGCAGGAGGCUCAAGACAAAGUGCGACAUGGCUAGACCUUGUAAGACUUGCCGGGACAGAAAAGGAGAUUGCGUUUACUCUGGGUCGGUAUCAAAGUAUCACGACAGAUAUUCACAGUUACUGUUCGACGGCCUUCAGCAUGAAAUGGCAAAGCUGCAAGAGCGAACAGAGCACAUAGAACGCCUCCUCGGCAUCAUGACCGCACCGGCUCUCGAUAGAGCCCUCACGAACAGCACGGUAGCUCAGGGUGAGGUUUUGGCAAUCAGAGAACAGUGGCAUCCUCAAGCAGCGAGGUUCGAUCCGGGCAUGCAGGCUACCGUCGCCGCAGAGAUGGUUGGCAGGCCACUUGGAAAGCCGCCAGCAAAGAUUGACACGAGACCUCCCAUGGGCCCCAACGAUGACCCCAUCAUGAUAAACCACCCUACCUUAGUUCAAGAGGUCCUACAGUGGCCUGCAGUCAGUCAUUUUGUCCAGAGACUACUAGCCAGCGAAGGCAUUCAAUCCCCUACAGAUUUCCCACUGCUCUUGGAGCAGCAGAGAGAUCGACUUUGUCCACCAUUUGGAACAAGCGAGAGCUACGAAAAGACAGAAAAACCUACUACCAUCACUCAUUAUGAGUUAGAACCAACCGGGCCGCCUGGGCCGCCGCUACCUACCCGCAUCGACUGGGGUCCAGCCAGUGGUCUUUCUGGCCAUAUGAGUCCUGAAAGAGCCGGAUCAAGUCCACAGGGGAGCUUGGAGCCCGACUUUAGCCCAGAGACAGUGUGGAAGCUGGUACAAAGCUACAAGAUUAACAUACAAAACAUGCACCCGCUUAUGGGCCAAGAGGAGCUGGAAGUUAUGGUCAACAAGUUCCUUGAAAACCAGUCCAACCCUGCGAAAAAGCAAUCAGCUGCGGCCGCCAAGCUCACAGUUAGGAGGCUCAACAAGAGGAAGCGCUCUCCUAUUCCCAAUGGGCAAGACCUUUCAGCGUCUGAAUGCUCCGACUUGCACACCCCCCGGCAGGCACCAAAGCUGACGAGGUCAGACAUUACUAUUGACGAUGCUGUCGUACUGUGCAUAUUAGCUCUCGGCAAGAUCAGCUCUUACAAAGAGAGGUUGCCGGACAGUUUCUCCGAAGACUUGAACUGGCAGCACCGUCUGUCACCAGCACAACCAGAACAAUACCCAGCCCCUAUUUCGCAAAGCUACCCUCUGCCUGCGACAUUGCAUCCAGACCAACACACUCCAACGAACCCGAGGAAACACAUUCACGACAUGCCGGGUCUAGAAUAUCUCACACAAGCCACAGACAUCAUAACAAGUCAGAUGCAUGCCUGCACCCUAAAGCAUGUUCAAGCCAACAUACUCGCUGGGCUCUACUAUGGACAGCUGGGUCGCCCGUUGGAAAGUGUUGAACAAGUUCAGCAAGCGGCCAUAAGGAUCCAGCAGCUUAUCAGACCUGAAAUUCUCGACCAGUUACGUCUUCCACGAUCCGGAAUUCUUUUGUACGAGCAUGUCAUGCCUAAGCCGAACGCAGUCAAGGCUCUGCAGCUUGGAGUCGAACAAGAUGUGAUGGAACACUACAUGGCGCAACUCUACCUCCGACGGCAACUCAACCAUAUUCACGAUAUGCUUCAGCCGUCCUGCGAUCCCGAGCAUAUGCUACACAGGCAGCCAAUGUCCCCAACGACACCCCUGAUACGUGCAUUUAAGCAGUGCCUCGACAAGUCGGAAUGGGCUUCCGAGCGUCUGCAAUUCGACGACAACGAUGCGCCCUCCCCCAACCUUUUGCAAGCCCGGCUGCGCGCCAAGUACUGGAAGGCGCUCGUUGCCACGUUUAGGCCGGUUAUCCGGGCCAUUGUCAACAUGCCGUACGAAGUGCCCAUGUACAAGCUGGAAGAGAAUGAGAAUGUCGGUGGGGAGGCAAAUCUGGAAGACCGCGUCGAUGGAUCUCUGUACCCGCUCGACCCAAUGAUGCUAGAGCAUGCGCGCCAGGCCGUCAAGGCCCUCGUCGAAAGCACACGAGCAUUUCACGCUAUUCAAGACGCCAGACUUAUUAUACCGGAUGUUUUUGGAACGGCACACAUGCAAUGGAGCAACUUGAUUACAUUGGUCGCCAUAUACCGGGACCCUCGCGUCGGGCGCCUCGUCGAUGGCGUCACACUCAGAGACCUCUUCCGACGAACGAUAGAAUUCCUUGGCGUGGUUGUGCAUGCGCCAAGCUCUCUUUCAGUCAUACUACGAAUCCUACAGAGGCUAGAGAUGGAACUUUUUGACGGCAGGACAGACCGAAUACCUUGAUAAUGUUUUGUUUAUUUUUAUUUUUAUUUUUAUUCUAGGCGGGGGGUUUUUUUUAAAAAAAAAAAGGGUUCUAAGAUAAUUAGACACGUCGAUACAUGGGGCGCGCAAGGGGUACAUAAUCUAUAAUCGUUUAUUUUACAUAUAUACAC